Molecule: messenger RNA, 6395 nt
Organism: Triplophysa rosa
Lineage: Eukaryota; Metazoa; Chordata; Actinopteri; Cypriniformes; Nemacheilidae
Gene: syngap1a
Product: synaptic Ras GTPase activating protein 1a
Exons: 21
Biological process (GO): regulation of GTPase activity
Source: RefSeq, a predicted model, not a curated record
CGCGUGUUUGGUGACGGCGAACUUACCCUAGCGAUCGGCGGAUCGUUUAUUUCGAUCAUCGUUCGAAUCGAUAAUAGCGCCUCGCGUGAGCGCGCCUGGCCGUGCGCGGGCUCGCCGUGACUCCGGGCGUCGCGUCUGAGCUCGUCGCGUGAUUUCGUUGGGUGUUUUAUUCUCGUCGCGCUGGAGGAGUGAUGAUGGAUCCGCACACAGUGAGCUGAUCGCGGCCAGUGGCGGAGGAUCAUGUCCUAUGUGUCUUCACAAGAUGGAAGGUGUGUGUCUCCAUGUUCUCGACCUCACACCCCUCUGAAUGGCCACGCCCACGACUCCCCCGGCUGGAGCCGCCAGCUGCGUGUCAGAGAUGGAGACCAGUUCUACCUGCUGGAUCAAGAGGAGGUUCAUCCUUUGCUGAUGAAUGAUCAUCGUCCUGUCAGUCACCGACACAAACUGCUUCGGAGGACCGUCAGUGUACCAGCAGAUACCAGACCACACCCUGAGACAGAGCACGCUCGUGCUCGCAGGAAGAGCUUUGCCACAUCGCGGCAGAGAAGCAUGGAAACUCCGCCCACUGCACCUACCCAACCAUUCCGACAACCUAGUUUUCUCAGCCGCCGUCUGAAAGGAUCCAUUAAAAGAGCAAAAAGUCAACCCAAACUCGACCGCACCGGCAGCUUCCGACACAUGAUUCUCCCACGGUUCCGCAGUGCUGACCAGGAGAGGACGCGUCUCAUGCAGAGUUUUAAGGAGUCUCACUCUCAUGAGUCCCUGCUCUCUCCGAGCAGUGCGGCCGAGGCGCUGGACCUCACGCUGGACGAGGACGCCAUCAUCAAACCCGUUCACUCCAGUAUACUCGGUCAGGAGUACUGCUUCGAGGUGACGACCGCAUCGGGGACGAAAUGUUUCGCGUGUCGUUCUGCAGCCGAGAGAGACAAAUGGAUCGAGAAUCUGCAGCGAGCCGUGAAACCAAACAAGGACAACAGUCGGCGUGUCGAUAAUGUGCUGAAGCUGUGGAUCAUCGAGGCCAGAGAUCUUCCAGCUAAGAAGCGUUAUUACUGCGAGCUGUGUCUGGACGACAUGCUGUACGCUCGGACCACCAGCAAACCACGAACAGACACAGUGUUCUGGGGCGAACACUUUGAGUUUAAUAACCUGCCCGCCAUCCGCAGUCUGAGACUACACCUGUACAAAGAAACUGACAAGAAGAGACGAAAGGAGAAGAGCACUUAUCUGGGUCUGGUGAGCAUCCCCAUCUCCAGUAUCACAGGCCGUCAGUUUGUGGAGCAGUGGUAUCCCGUCAUUCAGCCCAGUGUUCUGGCCAAAGGGGGCGGGGUCGGCAGCGGGAAGAUCAUCAACGCCUCCCUGCGCCUCAAAUCUCGCUAUCAGACCAUGAACAUUCUGCCCAUGGAGCUGUACAAAGAGUUCGCCGAGUACGUCACCAAUAACUACAGGACGCUGUGCGGAGUUCUGGAGCCUCUGCUGAGCGUCAAGAGUAAAGAGGAGGUGGCGUGUGCGCUGGUGCACAUCCUGCAGAGCACAGGAAAAGCUAAGGACUUCCUGUCUGACAUGGCCAUGAGCGAGGUGGAUCGGUUUAUCGACCGUGAACAUCUGAUCUUCAGAGAGAACACGCUGGCCACUAAAGCCAUCGAGGAGUUCCUGAAGCUUAUAGCACAUCGCUAUCUCAAAGACACCAUCGGUGAGUUCAUUCGAGCGCUGUAUGAGUCUGAGGAGAACUGUGAGGUGGAUCCCAUGAGAACUCCUCCGUCAGUGCUAGCCGAUCAUCAGGCUAAUCUGCGCAUGUGCUGCGAGCUGGCUCUCUGCAAGAUCAUCAAUUCUCAUUGUGUGUUUCCUCGGGAACUGAAGGAGGUUUUUGCGUCGUGGCGCGUGCGGUGCGCUGAACGUGGUCGAGAGGACAUCGCAGAUCGUCUCAUCAGCUCAUCUCUCUUCCUGCGCUUCCUGUGUCCUGCCAUCAUGUCUCCAUCUCUCUUUAAUCUGACGCAGGAGUAUCCGUCUGAACGCACCUCACGAACACUCACCCUCAUCGCCAAGGUGGUGCAGAACCUGGCCAGCUUCUCAAAGUUUAGUGGCAAGGAGGAUUAUAUGUGCUUCAUGAAUGAGUUUCUGGAGAUGGAGUGGGGCUCCAUGCAGCAAUUUCUCUAUGAGAUCUCAAAUCUGGAGUGUGUGAGUAACGCAGGAGCGUUCGAGGGUUAUAUUGAUCUGGGCCGAGAGCUUUCUAUCUUGCACAGUUUACUCUGGGAGGUCAUGGCACAGCUCAGUAAGGUACGCACAUCAUUCACAUGAUCAGAUCUACAUUCAUCCACAUCAUCUGUCAAUAUGUUCAGUCAUCUUCCUCUGUUGCUUCAGGAUGCCAUAUUGAAAUUGGGGCCAUUGCCACGGUUACUGAAUGACAUCAGCGUGGCACUGCGGAACCCUCAGCUGCACCGUCAGGCCAGUCACCAGCCGCCCGAACGUCACCUGUCACGACCCACCUUCAGUCGCCUAGCCACCAAUGACUUCCAGAGUCUCAUGAUGAGAGAUCUAAACAGCUCUAUAGACAUCUCUCGUCUCCCCUCUCCUACGGCGGGUUUGUCCGGCAGUGGUGUUCUCUCUCAUCCCGGCAUGGCUGCUUUCUCUGAACGCGAUCACCGUGGCAACAAAGAUGUGUUUUAUGUCACCCGCCCUCCUCUUGCACGCUCAAGCCCCGCCUACUGCACUAGCAGCUCUGACAUCACUGAACCAGACCCAAAGGACUCGCGCAUUAACAGCGUCUCAAAUCUGCACUCCGUCAACGAUCUGCUCAACUCAUCUCAGGGGUCUCUCGCCGGACUGGGGUCUCUCGCCGGACUGGCCGGCUACGGUCCGCUGGGCGGCGCUCCUCUCAGAGCCGGAGGUCGCGUGUCGGCGGGUUCGGGCGGCUCCAGCAUGUCGGGCGGUUUGCGUCUGAGUCACUCGGGUGGCCUGACGACAGACUCGCUGUCCCAGCAGCAGCAGCAGCAGGCGGCCGCCAUGCAUGUGCCUCUGUCCUUCCAGAACCCUCUGUUCCACCUGGCUUCUGAUGGGCCGCAGUACCACACACCGCCGCACGUCCCCUCUGCCGCCCCGCCCCCUCUGCUGCUGGCUCCUGAGCCCGAGAAUGGUCACGCAGGAUUUGGCGUGCCGUCGUUCGGCCACAGCGGCUUCUCUCGCAGCGAAGACCUGUCGGCCCUGCGGACGCAGAACAGUCUGGUGCAGCCCAACAUCGUCCACUCGCACAGCUACAGCGACGACUUCACUCGUCACAACCAGGCCGACUACGCCCGCAGACAGCUGUCGCUGCAGGUGCAGGAGAAUCUUCAGCAGCAGGUUCUAAUGGGCAUCACCCCACAGACAGCCACAGGCACCGGCACGCCCGCCUCUCUGGCCACACCUCCCACCACCAUUCAUCCCGUCCGUCAGGCCUCCAUGGGACCGCCUCCCUCUCAGCGUGUGAGACCCCAGCCCUCCCACCAGCUGUCGGUCAGCUCGGCCGCAAACGCCACCCCCCCCAAAGCCCGUCCUCAGAGUGGGAACCUGCUCCAGUCGCCAGACUCCAGUUUUGGGGCGAGGCAGUUGCCGAGGCAGCAGUUGUCGGUGAAGGAUAGCCCCGCCCCCGGGCUGCCGCAUCAGUCCAGCACGGCCACUGAGAACGCCACGCCUCAGGGGGGAGCCAAUGAGAAUGCAGAAAAUCCCCAGAGUAACCAACCGGCCAAACCCGCGCAACAGAGCAACCCUCAACAUCAACUCAAGCCCACCCCGAACAAACAGGGCUCCAAAUCUCCGUCCACCCUCAAUCCCCCAACAGCUGCGUCCGAGCGUACGGUGGCCUGGGUCUCUAACAUGCCACAUCUGUCUGCAGACAUCGAGAGUCUCCGCGUGGACCGGGAGGAUUUUAAACUGAAAGAACACUCCAAGAGCAUGGACGAGUCUCGUCUGGACCGGGUGCGUGAAUAUGAGGAGGAGAUUUACUCUCUGAAGGAGCGUCUGAUGAUGUCACACCGUAAGCUGGAGGAGUACGAGCGGCGUCUGCAGUCGCAGGAACAUCAGACCAGUAAAAUCCUGCUGCAGUAUCAGAGUCGUCUGGACGACAGCGAGCGGCGUCUGCACAUGCAACAGAUGGAGAAAGACUCGCAGAUCAAAGGCAUCAUCAACAGGUUGAUGGCAGUCGAGGGUGAACUGAGAGGAAGCGGCAUGCCAGACCUCAAGAGCAGAAUAUUUACGGAACAGCCCAUUUAUGGUGCCCAUUCUGGAACUUGAUUGGUCCGUGGUCAUGUGAUUGGCUAAACCACAACCCAGGACUGUGUGAUUGGCUGAGAGAGAAGAGAGAGAGUCAGAACUUGAGCAGGAAGAACAACUCCAGCUCUAUCACACACACACACACACACGCACGCACGCACACACUGGGAGUAUCUCUAGAUAUCUGAUAGAUAUAUCAACAUAUAUUUAGCAGAUGUGUCUCAUUUUCAUCUGAAAUUUUGAGCCAAAUGGAUGACAAUCAAAAUUAUGAGGCUGAUACAAUCACACACAGACAGACAGACUGAGAGAGAGUUAUUCUCUCUCUCUCCCUCUCUCCCUCUCGCGCUCUCUCUGUCUGUCUGUCUAUAUUUCUUUCGUGUGUGUGUGCUCCGAUCAGUCGCGGCCUCAACUUCCUAAUAAUGACUCAAUACCAGUAUUGUAUUUUUUUCUUAUGUUGUUUUGAGCGGGUUAAUUUUGUUCUGAGCCAAUGAGACAGUGCUCAGAACCCCGCCUCUUCCUGUCCUGAGAAGAGGGCGGGCUCUCCUCUCGUGCCUGCAGAGCUCAGAGACUCGGGACGAGCGAGUCAGACACUCUGUUUAUUUCACGAUCUCAUCUGUGAGAGGAAAGUUUCCACAGCUCUCAUUGUGACAGUGGACAGACCUGAACCACAGACGAGCAGUGAGCGACAAAACAGAUUCUCUCUCUCUCUGUGUGUGUGUGUGUUGUGUUGAGAUUGUUGGUGUCAGUACACGAUCCGUUCUGCGCAUGCGCGAAAUGACGUAGUAAACCUCGUCACGGUUUCCCUACACUAUUGGUAUCACUCAUGCGAUGAAACACUUCACGGCCAGACGGCACAACUGGAGGCAUAUUUUUGUAGGCUACAUUGUGUUUUUCAUUUAACAGUUCACGGCGGGUCUAUUUUGAUGUUUUUAAAUGUAGCUUACGCUAUGCAUUACGAUGUGUUUACGUGGUUGCCAAUCCAAAAUAAUAAAGGAGUUACAUGAACAUACACGAUUUUGGUUACAUGUGGAAUAAAGUCUGAGUCUUUCUGUCACUGCAAACCUUCAGUUUCCUCCAUACUCCCCUUAGCGAUUCAUUGCUGAAUGGCAUUAGGCCUACUUAACUUGCCGUGUUUCGAUCUGAGGUCAGUAGUAUUGUCAAAGACGGUUUGUGUCGUUUUUUUAUUAAAAGCUGCUAAUAUUAGUUAACUUUAAAUUGAGUCAUUUGUAUUAGUAUGGGUCUAUAUAGGCUAAUAUAUCUAUCUAUAUAAUCUAAAUGAGGAAUAAUCCCUUCAAUGGUGUUUACAGAAGACAAUAAGGAACAUAAUAUGCAUUUCUGCCUAGACUAUCUGCACUUACAUGAAGAAAGAACUACAAACAAGUCUGGGGAAAUGAGACUAGAGGAGGAUAGUAGUGAAAGUCGCGGUACAAAGGUACGCAAGUGUGGAACAGAUCGUGCAGUGUCGUAAAUCGUCGCAAAACAUAAUAAUCAUUUGCGCGUGCGCGUUUUCUAGUACGUCAUUAUGCGCAUGCGCGGACGGAUCGUGCAGGCAUCCCGGAUCGUGUACCGUCAGUUGGCAUCAGUAUUCAGGUGACUUUAUGAGUGUGUGUGUGUUUAGUGAUGACGCCGUGUCUUAACCAGACGCUAUGUGACAAAGCAAUCAAACCUCUUUCACAUCAGCCCAAGUUUCUGUCCUAAACACGGUCACAACAGCGAUGUUGCACUGAAAUCUCUCCUCGUGUGAAUUAAACAUCAGACAUGUGUGAGGAGAGAGACGUUUAGAACAGAUAUUCUAUGAGAAGUCCCUUACACAAGAAUACCCAUAAAAAUCACACAGUUAGCUGCCGGUUCAAGAGCCCGCCCACACGCUCUUCUGAUUGGCUGUUGUGUUCUCAUCUGUGGUUUGAGGAGAGAAAUGUGCUUGUGUCACGGCUGGUUUUGACACUGAAUUCACGAGUGAAAAGCUGGAACACAAACAAUCUCAAAUGUUUAAUAAAGCCACAAAUGAUGUAGAAACACGUGACAGUUCUGUUCUAAACCCUUGUUUGUGCUGACUACAUCACACACUGAUUAUUACACAUCUCUCUGAUUUUACCUCAUUAUUCACUAAAAAUCAAUUCGUUUUCUCAAUAAAGAAAUGAGUAUGUUGG